AAGUGCAGUUGUCUUUAAAAAAUGGAAUAAUAGCAACCUCCUCAGGAUUUGGAUGCAUAGUUUCAUAGGAAUAUCAUUUCAUUCCUGAUCUUCAAAGCAUGUGGCUCAUCAUGGAAACUCAAGCUUAUUUACAUAUUGAAAUGGACUGAUUGAAUUUCUUACAAUUCAUUGGAUUUUAAGGCAAUGAGCAAAAGGAUUAGACACUGCUGGUCUCUUACUCCAAUAUGGAAGAAGAUUUGGACAUUUCUCUUUCCAGUUUGUGCUAUCACCAUUAUAGUAUAUAUGGUUGGCUUCAAUUAUUUUACUUCUUCAAGGAUGUUUGAUUUCAAAGAAAGACAGAACGGUGAAGAUGUAAGUGAAAAUUAUAGAUUUGAACCACCAGGUGAUACAAAUUUUACAACAGAACACACACACACUCAAAAGCAAUCUUUGAUCAUCAAUAAUAUGGAGAAUACUGAGGCCUUCCGAAAUUCACACAUCAUGAUAAGUACAGGUGUUGGGCGAUUAGGAAAUCGUAUGUUUGAAUUCGCAUCACUUUUAGGAACUGCCAAACGUCAUAAUUAUAAACCAAUGAUUUUACGUAGAAAUACAUUAUUGCAGGUUUUUGAUAUUUCACAGGUGACUGAUUCAGAACCUUCGAACUUGAAAGGUGUUGGAGAAAGGGGAGCGGGGGUAUAUGACAAAUCGCUAGAAAAUUUAAGACAUGACAAAAACUAUUCAUUAGGUGGAUUUUAUCAAAGCUGGAAAUAUUUUGAUUUCAUGAAAGAUGAAGUGAAGAAAUCCUUCAAGUUUAAAAAGGGAUUUGUGGACAAAGUUCGGCAACUGCAGGCUUCGCUGAAAAUUGGUGAUAAAAUUACAGUGGGUGUACAUGUACGUCGCGGUGACAUGGGAAGCAAACGAGAACUCUCCAGAGGCUACAAUGUCGCCACAAAGGAGUAUUUCAACAAAGCAUUCCAAUAUUUUCGGAGUAAAUUUAAAAACUUGAUAUUUCUUGUUGUAAGUGCUGAAAUGGCUUGGUGCAGAAGCAAUAUGAAAGGUGAUGAUAUUAAAUUCGUAACGACAGGUAGUGCAGGUGGAGAUAUGGCUCUACUCGCUCAUUGUAACCAUAGUAUCGUGUCCACGGGAAGUUUUGGUUGGUGGGGGGCCUACCUCACCGGAGGAGAAGUAGUGUAUUAUAAGAAUUUCCCAUCCAAUGGCAGUUGGUUGUUAAAGCAGUAUAACAAGACCGAUUAUUAUCCCUUGAAUUGGAUUGGAAUGGAAUGAUUUCUGCUGAUUUUAACACUAAGGCCACACCAAUAAAAUUU
This is a messenger RNA of Saccostrea cuccullata (small rock oyster), 1304 nucleotides long. RefSeq names its product galactoside alpha-(1,2)-fucosyltransferase 2-like. Gene Ontology annotation, biological process: carbohydrate metabolic process. Gene Ontology annotation, molecular function: galactoside 2-alpha-L-fucosyltransferase activity. The coding region runs from base 184 to 1263 and encodes 359 amino acids. The record is from RefSeq and is a predicted model, not a curated record. Gene Ontology annotation, cellular component: membrane. The transcript has a single exon. Lineage: Eukaryota; Metazoa; Mollusca; Bivalvia; Ostreida; Ostreidae.